CGAACUUGUUCCAUCUCUUAUCAAUGAUAAGUUAUCAUUUGCCAUGUGCUCGUUGGUUUUUUAGACAUGGGCACGAAGAAAGUAAAGAUCAGCUCAGUGAAGCGGACUGCUCAUUUGAAAUCAAAAAAAAAACCGAUAAGCAAACAGCAGCAGCUAAAAUUGAAGCAAAAGCGUGAACAAUUGAGCUCAAAGUGUGAACAUGGGCAAAACAUCUUCUCACAAAAGGCGCGGAAACGUGACAAUUUAGCCCAACGUAAGAAAGGCAAUAAGCUGGCGUCACUCGGACAACUACGUCCCUUAAAUAAUGAUGACGACGCAGUUGAGGACGGUGACAUGUUACUGGACAACGUUGCUGAUAUGCUCGACGGUGACGAUUUAGCUCUAUUACAAGCUAAAAAACGCAAGCGUAAGGCAAGAGCGGCUGAGGAAGAUCAGCAGCUAUCGGUGGCCCUUGAAAUGGCCUUUGCAACGGCCAGCAAAAUAGAGCAGGAUGCUAUAAAGAUAAAAGUCGACUUGCUUCCUAUAAAAUCGCGAGAGGGGGAGAUUAUAACACGAAGCACCAAAGUUGACUAUUUGUCCAAGCCAAAAAAAUACAAGGCAGUGGAGGAGGAAUCCAUUUUACUGUCAGAAUCAGGCGACAAAAACAGUAUCUACGAUGACAGUGACGAUGACGUGGUUAAUGAUGAGAAUGAAAUAACAACGGCCAAAAUGAUCUCUACCACGGAUUUAUUAAUUGCUCGCCAGCAGGAAGUGGAACGCCAUAAAUAUCGCAUUGGCAUCAUUUGCUCAGGAAUACUGGAGAAGCCAGAAGAUAAGAUGCGCAAUUUCAAUGCGCUUUACGAGCUGAUGGAUGAAAUUAAUCAGAGCAGUGGCUUUGCCAAUCUGCUAGCCGUGCGCAAACUAGCCAUUGUUUCAGUCACGGAGUUAUUCAAGGACAUUCUGCCGGAAUAUCGAGUGGGCCAAAUUGAUACCAAGAUGCAAACUGUGCGCAAGGCUACCUUGGAGCGUGUGACUUUUGAAAAUGCUUUGCUGCAGCAGUUUAAGAAGUUUCUGCAGAAGCUGGAGCAGUUGACGGCACAGGUGAACAAACGUGGUGGACAAAAAAAUGCUCAAACCAUAAAGCUUGCCGCGGUGGCUGUGCAAAGCAUGUGCGAUCUUCUCUUAGCGCAUCCCUACUUCAACUACGUCCAGAACAUUGCCCAGCUGUUGGUCUACAUGCUGAACUGCAAUUAUUGCCUCAUGAGAAAAACUGUAAAUCAGUGCUUCCGCACAUUGUUCAACAAUGACAAGCGACUGGACAUGACACUUUUUGUGGUGCGGCGCAUUAAUCACCUGAUUAAGACUAAGCAAAACAAUGUGCAUAUCGAGUGCAUCACCUGUCUAAUGGGCCUGAAGAUCAAGCAUGUCAACUUGGAUGCCGACAAAGAGAACGAACUCAAGCAAAAGAAACUUGAGUCGCAUCGCCAGCGACUGCUCAGUUUGUCGAAGAAAGAGCGUAAACGUCGAAAAAAGCUCACCGAGGUUACAAAGGAGCUGGAGGAAACUCACGCUGAGGAAAACAAACAAACCAAACACAACAAACUUACUGAAAUCAUUAAAAUGGUCUUCACAAUAUACUUUCGCGUGCUUAAAAAUGAUCCUACAUCGCGUGUGCUUAGCGCCAUACUGGAGGGUCUAUCGGAAUUCGCGCAUGUAAUUAAUCUGGAGUUCUUUGCCGACCUCAUUGACGUGCUCAAUAGUAUACUGGAAGAGCAGGCCCAAGAUUUAGGUUAUCGGGAGAAAUUGCACUGCAUUCAAACAAUCUUUGUCAUACUCUCCGGCCAGGGCGAGGUGCUGAACAUUGAUCCUAUACGCUUCUAUCAGCACUUCUAUCGUAGUAUGCUAGUGGUGCAAGCGGGCAAGACCCACGAUGACUUCGGGAUUAUCUUACGCACCCUUGAUGAGGUGCUGGUUAAGCGGCGACGCAACAUGAGUCAACAGAGACUAAUGGCAUUUGUCAAGCGUUUGUUAAUUGGCAGUCUGCAUCUACUACACAAUGGUACGCUCGCAACACUGGGCACCAUCAAGCAGACCUUUCAGCUGACCUCGGUUCUAGACGCUUUGCUUGACACAGACUCUACUACAGGUUCGGGCCAUUACGAUCCUCAACUAGAUGAUCCCGAGUACUGCAAUGCGGCAAGCACUGCGCUUUAUGAGCUCACCCUACUUGCCCGUCACUAUCAUCCCACUGUACGCCGUAUGUCGGGGCAUAUAGCUAGCGGAGUUCCAGGCACUGGGGAAGGAGCACUUCCAACCGAAAUUGGCAAACUCAAUGCCCAUGAGCUCUUCAUCGAAUACGACAGCAGUAAGAUGGCCUUUAAUCCCACUAUACCUUUGCCUAAAAAGAGUGAAGUCAAAUUGAAAAAAGGCACGCAACAAUUCUUAUGUUCCGAAUUCAAAAAGGAUUACAGGAAAUUUCUGUGUGCUGCACCACCAGCCAUUUUAACAAACGCAAUUUACUAUGAUUUUCUAGGCGCUAUCCGAGCCCCUAGCAAUACCAUCACCUAGAUAGUUUUAAGGGCCAAUAUAUAAUAUUUUAAGUGAAUGAAAGUUUAUUGCUCAAGAUAGAUACAAAGUGUGUUAGCAAAUAACUACAAAAUUAAAUAGGUUAAACAGGGUGCAGUUUAUAGAAGCUCCCAGGUGUGGGUUAAGUUUAAAGUUGCUGAUGCUCUUGGUUCUGCUGCACCGAAAGAUGUGGAUAUUACUGGCAUAGGGACUGGGCGUAGUAGUGCUCGCACACAAAAUAAAAUAGUAAUGAAGGUAACUUGGGCUUCAAGAAGGGCCACACAAGACGUUCGAGAGUUUUUCGCUGUCGUGCAGAUGCACGACAACCACCCUUAGGCAAGAAGGUUACAAAAUACUCGGUAUACGCUUGAAGCAUCUGUACGGUUAGUUUGCUGAUUAUGAGCGAUCGACUUGCUUGUUUCUCGCUUGCUUACUGCAGUGCUUGCGUCUAUGAAUGUUAUUUAAUGUGAUCGAUCACAUUGUAUGUAAGAAUAUAUUUUGCUAUUUAUUGUGAAAGUUCUUUGGCAAUAAAAAAAUAAGGCAAAAA
Drosophila busckii is the source of this 3091-nucleotide messenger RNA. RefSeq names its product nucleolar complex protein 3 homolog (gene Noc3). The record is from RefSeq and is a predicted model, not a curated record. Gene Ontology annotation, molecular function: chromatin binding. The transcript is spliced from 4 exons. Gene Ontology annotation, biological process: DNA replication initiation. Gene Ontology annotation, cellular component: nucleolus. Bases 67 to 2547 code for a protein of 826 amino acids. Lineage: Eukaryota; Metazoa; Arthropoda; Insecta; Diptera; Drosophilidae.